AUGUCGAUCAGAUGUUAUCAGUCAGCUACGCGAAUCGUCUCUUUUCUUGGCCGUCUGUUUCGCUCUCUGCCUGUUUGUCGAUUUAAAAGGGCAGGGGACGAGAAUAAGGGCAUUUUUUCUUUUCUUUUUUCUUUCUUCUUUCUUUUUUCUUUCUUUCUUUCUUUAUGUUUCUUUCACUUUCUUUCAUUCUUUCUUUCUUUCAUUCUUCGUUAUUUUUCAUUUACAUAUCUUCUUAAUUUACUUCUUCUUUCUAAUUUCUUCCUUUCCUUAGAACCAUUAAUCUUUUCUUUUUUUCAUGCUUUCUUUUCUUUUCUUUUCUCUCUUUCUUUCUUUCUUUCUUUCAGGCUCAGUUCCUUUCUUUCUUUUUUCUUUCAUAUUUCUUAUCGCGCCUUAGUUAUUUACUCUCUUUCUUUUUCCAUAUUUUCUUUCAUUUUGUCUCAGCUUCUUUCUUUCUUUCUUUUUUUCUUUCUUUCUUUCUUUCUUUCUUUUUUUCUCUUUUCUCUUUUCUUUCUUUCGCUCUUUCUUUCCUUCUUUCUUUCGCGUCAGUUUCCUUCUAUCUUUCUUUUCUUUCUGGCUUUUUUUCAUUUUUCACACGUUAUUUUUUCUUUCUUUCUUUCUUUUUUCUUUUCCCAUAUUUUCUUUCCUUUUAACUCAACAUUUUCUUUUCUUUCCUUUCCUUUCUUUCUUUCUUUCUUUCUUUCUUUCUUUCUUUCUCCCAUUUUUCUUCCUGGCGAUCUUUCUGUCUUUCCUUUAUUUUUCUCAUUCAUUAUUUUCCCUUUUCCCCUCAUUCCUUUUCAUUCGACUCUAAAACACAUCCCAUCUUUCUUUCUUGACCUUUCUUAUCAUUCCUAUAAGAACCCCAAUUCUCCCAUACCACCAUUUUGGCAAGCAAGCCUCCCGCCUGUCAGCGAAAAACUUAUCAGCUUUUUCCAAUUCCCAAGCGAUGCCGAUGGAACACAAAUAUGGCGGCGAUCAAAAAUCGAGAUAAACGCGUGUUCAUUUUUCGCCGGCCAUAUUGAGGCGUGUCGUUCGCUCACCGCCCGCUAUAAUCCCUUCUGUCCACUUUCGACCUUUCUCUUUUGUUCUGGCUUUUCUUUUGGUGCAAAUGGUGAUGGUGCAGUUCUUUUUCACCAUCACCAUUUGCACCAAAAUAACUGCACCAUCACCAUAUGUACCAAAAGAACUGCACCAUCACCAUUUGCACCGAAAGAACUGCAUCAUCACCAUUUGCACCAAAAGAACUGCACCAUCACCAUUUGCUCCAAAAGAAUUGCACCGUCACUCUUUACACCAAAAGAAUUGCACCGUCACCAUUUGCACCAAAAGAACUGCAGCAUCACCAUUUGCACCAAAAGAAUUGCACCAUCACCAUUUACAACAAAACGUAACACGCAAUACCUGAUUCGGCAUAUACGUACUGCUCAACGCCUGACUCGUCAUAUGCGUAACGCUCAAGACCUGAUUCGGCAUAUGAGUAACGCCCAAUGCCUGAUUUGGCAUAUGCGUAACGCUCAACGCCUGAUUCGGCAUAUGCGUAUCGCUCAACGCUUGAUUAGGCAUAAGCGUAGAUCUCAUCGCCUGAUUCAGCAUAAGCGUAACGCUCAAUUCCUGGUUCAGCAUAUGCGUAACGCUCAACAACUGACUCAACAUAUGCGUAACGGUCAACGCGUGAUUCGUCCUAUGCGACAAAUUUGGCAUAUGCGUAACUCUCAACACGUAAUUCGACAUAUUCUUAACGUUCACCGCCUAAUUCGGCACAUGCGUAACGCUCAAUACCUCAUUCGGCAUACGCGUAACGCUCAACACAUAAUCCGACAUAUUUUUAACUUUCAACGCCUGAUACGGCAUAUGCGUAACGCUCAACGCCUGGUUCGACAUAUCUGUAACGCUCAAAUACUAAUAAGACAUUACCGUUCAGCGCCUCACGCGGCAUAUGCGGCAAUAAGUUUUCUGUUGCUGCUAAUUCUUCUUUCUUACAGCGACGUAAUUCUCUUCCCCUCUUUUCUUCUCAUUCUUCACAUAUUUUUUCUUUUUCACACCCCGCAUCUAAUCUUUCCCGCGUUGCAUCUUAUUUUUCGCGUUUUUCUCCUCGUCCACCUCGUUUCACCUUUUCCAUAUCCACAUCAAUUUUUUUCUUCUACGUCAUCAGAUUUUUUUAAGUCGUUACGUUUUCUUAUCAGAAAAGAGCAGCUUUCGUUUCCCUUUUGUGAUACGACAUCUCUUUUUUUUCUUUUUAAUUUAUGCUUUCUUUUAUAA
This is a messenger RNA of Acanthosepion pharaonis, 2256 nucleotides long. The record is from the annotation of a GenBank genome assembly. NCBI's taxonomy places the organism in Eukaryota, Metazoa, Mollusca, Cephalopoda, Sepiida, Sepiidae.